Messenger RNA from Linnemannia hyalina, 3606 nucleotides. The record is from the annotation of a GenBank genome assembly. NCBI's taxonomy places the organism in Eukaryota, Fungi, Mortierellomycota, Mortierellomycetes, Mortierellales, Mortierellaceae.
AUGUCGCAGUCGCCCAUGAUAUCCGUCCCUCUCAAGAGGACUGACGAGGUCGACUGGGUCACGCCCCUCAAACGAUAUAUCGCCGUCUCCUACCAGGACGACCCCGAAAAGUACGCAGAGGAGGCCGGCACCAUCCAUCGUCUGCGCCAGGACAUGCGCGGCGCAGGGAACGACUCGACCGGCAGAGACGUCCUCUACCGCUACUUUGGCCAGCUCGAGCUCCUCGACCUCCGCUUCCCUGUCGACGAGGCCCAUAUCAAAAUUGGGUUCAUGUGGUACGAUGCAUUCACACAAAGACCAACCUCGCAGUACUCUCUCGCCUUUGAAAAGGCUAGCACCAUCUUCAACAUUGCCUCCGUCCUCUCAGCCAUCGCUACCUCCCAGACAAGGAUCAACGAACCCGAGGGCGUCAAAAAGUCUUUUCAUUUUUACCAGGCUGCUGCUGGAAUCUAUACCUACAUCAACGAGAACUUUUUGCACGCACCAUCUACCGACUUGAGCAGGGACACCGUCAAGAUGUUGGUCGCACUGAUGCUUGCCCAGGCUCAAGAAGUCUUUUGGGAAAAGACCCUCGCUGAAAAGAAGAAACCACUGCUCAUCUCCAAGUUGGCCGCCCAGGUCGCCUGGGGAUACCAGAACACCCUCGAGGCUAUGGCGGAUGGUGUCACCAAGCAAGUGUUCGAGAAGAACUGGCAGACACUUUGCCAGAUCAAAGCAAAGCUGUUCACAGCUAUCGCACAAUACUACAGGUCAAUGGCGGCAGAGACAGAUUCCAAGUGGGGCGAGAUGGUGAGCAGAGUUCAGAUUGCAGAGACGGCAGUCAAGGAUGCUGAGAAGCAGGCCAAGAGUUUUGCCUCAGGAUUCAGUCAGAGUUCACAUCCGACCGUGACGUUGACCCAGGAGGCAGCAACCACCUUGCAUGAGAUCACAAAGUCUCACCUGGCGGUCAUCACAGAGAAGAAGGCUCAGGCCAUCCGGGACAACGACAUGAUCUACCAUGAGGCCGUCCCAACAGAAGGAGCACUGCCCGCCCUCGAGAAGCUGAACGCGACAAAACCCUUGCCCAUCUCAGAACUGUACACCCAGAGCGAGAUCCAAAAGGUCAUUGGACCAGACACUUUCCAGCGCCUCAUCCCCUUGUCCGUACACGAGUCAUCCAGUUUGUACUCAGAAGAGAAGGCCAAACUUGUUCGUGCGGAGGCUGAAAAGUGCGAGACUGCUAACCAGGAGCUGUCGAGCGCACUAGAGUACAUGAACCUACCUGCUGGACUCGAAAAGUUCAAGAACAACGCCAACGGAGGUCAAGGUGCCUCUCUCGAUAGUCUGGCCGUCCCACCUUCAGUCGUCAUGGAGGUGGCUGACUUUAUCCAGGCUCACGAGGUUGGAGGCGAAUCAGUUGCAGAUCUGAUUUCAACCCUAGACCGCGUAAAGUCAGGAACAAGAGAGUCGUUGGAGAACGCCAAUCUGUCAUUGGAUGAAGAGCGCAGUCAAUGCGAGACCCUCAGAGCCAAAUAUGCUGACCUCUGGACUCAACGCCCAUCAGGACCGUUGACGCAGGUGUUCAGGACAGACUCUAGGGCCUUGAUGGAGUCGAUUGACAAAGCUUCAGCAUCAGAUCACAACCUGACCCGAUCCUUUGACCAGAUUGCCAACAAUGUCAUGGUGCUCCGCGAAGGACGCGAGGGAGGUGCUUUGGAGCAGCUUUUCGCCCGCAUUGUUGUGGAUGCCAGCAGGAACAGGAAGGGUUCAACUCGUUCGGAUAACAGCUUGUUGGAUGUCGAGGACAGUGGUGAGAGUGAGGCGGUCUUGAGGGCCGUGGCCAAGGUUGAGGAUGUGAUGGCCAAGCUCAAGAAGCUGAAGCAGGAGCGCAUGGAGACUCUUGAGGACAUGAAAGUCAAGACGCAACAAGACGAUAUUUCUAACCUCUUGAUCUUGAACAAGAAGAGUUCUGGCAUUGAGCCGCAGCUCUUUGCACAGGAGCUCGAAAAAUUCAGGCCCCACCAGACGAGGGUGACUGCCACCAUUCACCACCAACAAGUCUUGAUGCAGGAACUCACAGCGCACUACAAGGAGUUGAUGAACAGGCAAGAGGCCAGAAGCCUUCAGGAAGUCUGGGAUACAACCGAGAAAAAGAGACAGGCGAUGUCAGAUCAGCUGGUCAAGACAAAGGGCUCCUACAUUUCUGUCAAGGAUGGCUACAUGAAGGGGAUUCGCUACUACGAGGAUCUGAAUGUGCAGGUGCAGGAUUUGGUCAAGGCGGUCGACCAGUUCUGCAGGUCCAGAAAGGACGAACGCAGUAUGUUGGAGAGACAGGUUCUCGCUACUCAGUCCGAGCGCGGAUCCCAAGCACUCAAGGAUCAACUGUCGAGACUCGGCAAUGUCUCGUCUCCUCCUUCCAGUUCUCUUCCUAUCGACGCCAUGGCGAAUAUGAAUCUGGGAGGCACUAACCGAGGACCAGGGCCUGCAGCUGCAGCACCAUCGGUCCCUCAGUGGGCACCAGUAUCUGCUGCUCCUGCUCCCUACGCCCCAAUGAGCUCUGCUGCCACUGCUCCCUCGUUUGCACCUCAGCACACUACCCCUCCUGCGACAAACCCUCAUUAUGGAGUGCCUUCGUCGGCAACACCUCAGCAAAUCACUCCUCAGCCUCAGACACCGUCGAUGAUUAUUCCCAACACUGGCCCAUUCGCCCUACCAUCGCCCCAGACGCCCCAUCAGCAACCUAUGCAGCCCAUGCAACAGCCUCUGCAUCAGCAGCAACAGCCUUUGCAGCGUCAGGGAAGCUACAAUUUGCCUUCGCCAGCCCAGCAGCAUCAACAGCCUGCUCGAUCGUUCACUCAGCCAACGUUCUCGCAGGCUCCCAUGCAGUCUCCUCAGCAACAGCAGCAGGUUCCUCAACAGCAGCAGGUUCCUCAACAGCAGUACCAGCCUAUGCAGCCUCAGCAGCAGCAACAGUUCCAGCAACCUCAGCAGCAGUUUCAACAGCCUCAGCAGCAAUUCCAACAGCAACCCCAGCAGCAGCAACAGUACCGACCAGUUUCGCAGCCUCAGUACCAACAACAACAGCCGCUCUCGCAACCUCAGCAAAACUCUGGCACGUACCUCCCUAUGACACCUCAGAACCAGUUCCAGUCAACGGCACCUGCACCAUUCCAGCAGCAACAGCAGCCAAUGCCACCUCAACAGCAGCCCCAGGUCCAGUCUCCCUAUCAACAACAGCAACAACCAGCCUUUGGUCAUCAACAGCCACAGCUGCAACAGCAGCAAUACCAACAACCAGCUUUGCAGCAGCAGCAGCCUCAACAGCAGGGGUAUCAGCAGCCUCAGCAACAAAGUGGACAUGCCUCAUACCCCCAGCAGCAGCAAGUUCCUCAGCAGCAGCAGCAGUACCAGCAGCCACAGCAGCAACCAAUCCAGCAACAACAGCCAUAUCAACAGCAGUAUGGAGGUGGUUUCCAGCAGCAGCAGCAACCAUACCAGCAGCAGCCAUUACAACAGCAGCAACAGCAGCCAAUGCAGCCACAGCAGCAGCAGUUUAACCAGGGUGGAUAUGCGCCCUUACAGCCACUCCAGCCAACUGGCUACCGCCCCAACUCGCUUCUCGAUUAA